This is a messenger RNA of Sipha flava (yellow sugarcane aphid), 2019 nucleotides long. RefSeq names its product malectin. Lineage: Eukaryota; Metazoa; Arthropoda; Insecta; Hemiptera; Aphididae. The transcript has 4 exons. The record is from RefSeq and is a predicted model, not a curated record. Gene Ontology annotation, molecular function: carbohydrate binding. Gene Ontology annotation, cellular component: membrane. Bases 721 to 1542 code for a protein of 273 amino acids.
AUUUUUCCCAAUUCGAGCACUGCGCAUAAAAAUUUAGUAUAUUAAUUAGUUGUAGAAAAUAUCCCAAGUACCUAAUCAACUUCAUCUUGAUUCGAAAGAGAUAAUUACCUAAUAUUUAGUGUCUCUUUUUGCAAACUAUUCUCUAAUUUUUUCGAUAAGUCUCUGAAGCCGCGCCUGUAGGUACUGACUGGUUGGCUGGUGCGCAUGGGGUGUGCUAGUGCUCGACGGACAGUGGUCAACCGUGUACCGUCAUCGCGGGCAGGAGUUUGGGAACGGACGUCGGCACGUCAUUGGGGUUCGUGCCCUUAUCACUAGACUUCCACGGCAGUGUGACCAAUGCGUGCGACACUAUUGGCUAACACGUACCAACAGCAGCGGUGGUGGUGGUGUCGUGAUUCUCAUAUCUGAUUCCGCUGGUAUCAUCAUCGUCGUCAUGAGUCCGCGAGUUCCCGGAUUUCGCCGAUUCGUGGCGGGUGUCAGUGUUUGCUGUACGUAAUGUUCUCGGCGCGCCGUUGACGUAAUAAUAUUCGUCUGCGGGAAUGGUCCUGAAACGGAAAACGCGUCAGCGAAAGUGCGCAUGACGUUGCAUACCGGAGAACGGGCCGAAGACACUGACUGAAACCGUCGGCAUCCGCAAUCGGUAUGCGUGCCGCCCUCGUCUGAAACGAACCGGCCCCGGAACGUAGCCGACUGCUCUCCCGAACGCCGACAGCCGGCAACAUGGCGUGGGCGCUGUUGAUCUUGAUGGUGUGCACGAACACGUUGCUGUGCCAGUGCCUCGACAAGGAAGACGUGAUAUUCGCAGUGAACGCCGGCGGCGACGCUCAUGUGGAUAGCUACGGAAUACUGUACCAGAGGGAUUUCAACAGGAUCGGCACUGAGUCCGACUACGGCAAGAAGUUGUCCAUACAGCGCGUGAAGCCCCACGAUCAGAUCCUUUACCAGACCGAAAGGUAUUCGCAUACCACUUUCGGUUACGAUAUACCCAUCAUGCAAGAUGGUGAUUAUGUUAUGGUGUUGAAGUUCAGCGAAGUGUACUUCACGAAUAGCGGCUUGAAGGUAUUCGACGUUGUAUUGAACGGUCAACAUGUUGUGAUCCCACAGUUGGAUAUUUAUGAUAAAGUUGGAUUUAGUUCCGCUCAUGAUGAAUAUAUUGAAUUUACAGUAGACGGCACAUCAUUAUAUUGGAGAGGAGAGAUUUCCGAAAUUAAAGGAAAUCUUGUCAGAGUUGAUUUUAUUAAAGGUGACCGCGAUAAUCCUAAAGUAAAUGCAGUACUUGUAGCAAAAGGCAGGAUUUCAGAUAUACCAAGAUUGCCAGAUUUGUAUUCCGAUAUUGAACCACAACAACAUGAUGAAAUUGAAGUUGAAGAAAAUACUAUUAUUAAUGACAGCAAAGACCCUGUAAAGAUAGUUCAACAUACUAGAAAUCCAAGUGGUCCUAGAGCACCUGAUCCACAAGAUGUUAACUCCAUGAAAUUAAUGCCAAUAUUUGGAGCUCUUAUUGCCUUUUUUGGAGCACUUCUUCUACUUUGUAGACUCUGAAGAGUUAUAUAUAAAUAUAUAAUUUUGUAUUUUUUUCUUUUUUAAUUUUUAUUUUUUUAAAUUACAAAACCAAAAUUGUUCAGUAUUUUUUUUUAUAUAUUAUUAUCAAUGUAAAACAAACAUAAAUUGCACACAUCAAUAUUGUUACUGUUACUUAAUUUGUAUUACAGUUGUAUAUAAAACAUUUAUUUUUAGUUUUUGCUUAAUAGAAAUUAAUUAUUCAUUUCUGGAAGCAUAAUUUGUACUUAAAUCGACUGAGCAAUUAGAUCUGUUAAUUAUGCUUUGUUUAAAUUAUAAAAUUGGGAGGGGUUAUUGUAGUUUUUUAAAGACUGUUGUUUUUAUUGUACACACAUAAAAUUAAUGAUAACAACAAAACCACUAUUGUGUAAUAUUACAAAUAUUGAUAAAUUGAGAAUUGUAUAACUGUCAUAAAUGUUUAACUGUAUUAAAGCAAUAGUUAGGUGUUUGUUAUUAAUA